GUGUCCAUGGGGAUGAGGUGAGUGAUCAGAAGAGGGACCCAUGAUUGGCAGAGGUGGGGGCAACAAGAAAUGGGAACAGAGUGAGGCAGGGCUGGGCAUCUUGUAGAGUGAACUGAGGCUGGUGUCUACCCACAGCCACUCCUUGUAUCCUUAGGCCCUCAUGGGGACCUUUGCCCCACCACACCCCAGACCUGACAGCGUGUCUCUGCCAGGACAAGUUUGUUGUCUGCUCUGAGCUACCAGGCCCUGCCAGGAGCUCCAGGCCCAGCUGUGUCCCAUCCCUUUGGAGUAGCUGCUUCAGACUAGGAAGCACUGAGCUCCAGUGGUUGAGGGAACCAUGGAGGAGAGAGCUGGUCAGCAAGAAGAGGAGAGACGCAGCCUUCGUCUGGAAAAGCUACAGCACUGGGCGAAGCAUAGGCAGAGUGGGCACCUCCUGGUGCUGGCGGUGAGCCAGCUAUGGCUGGCAGUGGCUGUGGUGCCCUUUGCUGUCUCAGUUGCUUGCCUGAACUCUGCUUGUCACAUGGCCACAGCACUGCCGCUUGGGCCUGGAGCAUUGGGACUCCUCACUGGGACUGUUACCCUUGAGCUGCGCAGAGCACCCCGCUUCUGGAAGGUACGGGCCAUGAUGAUAUUCAACACCUUCAAUCUGAUCUUGGGCUUCAUAGCAGUGGUGGUCGAAGUGAUGAAGACAGCCUUGGGGCCUGCCUCAACUGCCCCCUCCCAGCUGGCCGGCUUGCUGGUGCUGGAGCUUAGUGCUGAGGCCUUCACCCUAGGAGGAGUGCUGGUCUCAGCAUACUCCCUAUUCCUGUUAAGCCAGAGGAAGCCAGGAUGCUGCAGGAGCCAGAGUCGCCACUACCAGGAGCUACAGGAGGGUCUCUCUGAGUUGGAGGAAGUUCCUGAUUUGGAGAAUGGUCCCAGGGUGGCCAGCACAGCAAACGGAACAAAUGAGUGACCUGGCAAGAGGAAGCAGACAGGUGCUGCUCUCCUACCCUGCGGGAGCGUUCUCCAAACCCUCCUGCACCUCACCACACCGAACUCAGAAGCUAGAGGGGGUCCCUUGAGACCUACAUGAAGUCCGGUGGAGUGCCUUCGAUUUUCACUCAGACUAGGCCCCUUUCUAGACUCUAGACCGGAGUCUUCCCUCACCUCACCACCCUGCAAAGCUGCCUUCUUGCAGGGUAUCCUUAAACCAACUUUCAGCUAUACCCACUUCUUCCUUUCCAUCCUUACACUCCUUCCUCACCGCUUCCCCAUACAACUUCACAUCUGCCUCAUCUCACUAUUUCUCUUCUUUCCAUCUUUCACAAUCCCAUUCACUCCAAGCCUGGUUCUCCUACACACCUACUCUCUGAAAUUAAUUCAUGGGUGCUUUAGUUCUCUCCCUUCCAUUCAGUUGCUUUCUACUCUAAAGGAGACUACAAGUCCCAGGAUGCCCCGCUGCCCCGUGGC
Molecule: messenger RNA, 1449 nt
Organism: Equus quagga
Lineage: Eukaryota; Metazoa; Chordata; Mammalia; Perissodactyla; Equidae
Gene: TMEM253
Product: transmembrane protein 253
Exons: 7
Coding region: 338-952 (204 amino acids)
Source: RefSeq, a predicted model, not a curated record